Molecule: messenger RNA, 2647 nt
Organism: Esox lucius (northern pike)
Lineage: Eukaryota; Metazoa; Chordata; Actinopteri; Esociformes; Esocidae
Gene: slc19a2
Product: solute carrier family 19 member 2
Exons: 6
Coding region: 114-1580 (488 amino acids)
Biological process (GO): vitamin transport; transmembrane transport
Cellular component (GO): plasma membrane
Molecular function (GO): vitamin transmembrane transporter activity
Source: RefSeq, a predicted model, not a curated record
CGCAACAAAAAACAAAAUCUCCACAUUACAUGGAUUUCUCACGAUGAUGUAAGUCAGAUCAGAUUUAAUAGCUCAGUAAUGCGUGGAGGUCAUCUAAUGUUUUUUUUUUGAACAUGUCUCAACUCUAUCCCACGGUCUUACUUUGUGUUUAUGGAUUCUUCUCUAAUCUCCGUCCAUCUGAGCCUUUCUUAACGGCGUUUUUGAUGGGACCUGAUAAAAACCUUACGGAAACAGAGGUUGUAAAUGAGAUCUACCCGAUAUGGACCUAUUCCUAUCUUGUGCUGUUAUUUCCAGUCUUUCUGGCCACGGACUACCUCUGCUACAAGCCUGUGCUGAUCCUGCAGGCUUUGAGCUUUGUUGUGACCUAUGUGAUGCUAGUAAAGGCCCAGGGUGUGCUGGCUAUGCAGUUUCUGGAGUUUUUCUUCGGUCUUGCCACUGCCGCCGAUAUAGCCUAUUUCUCCUUCAUAUACAGUGUGGUUGAGCCAGCCCAGUAUCAGAGAGUGACUGGCUACUGUCGCAGUAUUACGUUACUGGGUUCUGCUGCCGGUUCUCUGACCGGGCAGCUCCUGGUGUCCGUGGCUCAGAUGCCGCUGUUCUAUCUCAGUGUCAUCACGCUGGUGUCUGCCAGCAUGGCUUUUGUCGCGCCUUGGUUUCUGCCCAUGCCCAGUAAGAGCUUGUUCUUCCAUAAGAGUCAGGGGACCAAGGGGGGACAGCUGGCACACCAGAACAGCAGGGCUCCCACUGAUGACGCGGAAGACCCUGAAAGCAAAGUGCCUCUGAAGAGCGAUGAGGUCCCCAUGGUUGUGAAUGCCGGUGAAUGUGGUGGCGCCAGUAGGUCAAGCAGCGGCCUGGUGGACGUGUUGAGAAUCCUGUGGGUUGAUUUCCUGCAGUGCUACUCAUGCCGUACCCUCUUGGCAUGGUCGGUGUGGUGGGCCCUCUCUACUUGUGGCUACUUCCAGGUGGUCAACUAUGCUCAGGCCCUCUGGGAAAAGGUCCUGCCCUCUCAGGAGUUUGAGAUCUACAAUGGCUAUGUGGAGACAAUCUCUACUUUGCUAGGUGCGUUUGCAGCCUUUGGCGUGGGCUCUGUCAAGGUGUCCUGGACAGUUUGGGGAGAACUGGCUCUUUGCAUCUUCUCAGUGGUCAUGGCUGUGGCAGUUUACCUCAUGGACACCAUCAGGAACAUAUGGGUCUGCUACACCUCCUACGUAGUCUUCAGAGCCACAUACAUGCUUCUCAUAACCAUUGCUACGUAUCAGAUCGCUUCCAACUUAAGUAUGCAGCGCUACGCUUUGGUGUUCGGUGUGAACACUUUCACUGCCCUGCUGCUCCAGACAGUCCUUACCAUUGUGGUGGUGGACACUGCUGGACUGGGCCUGGAUAUUUUCCCACAGUUCUUCAUUUACGCCGGCUACUUCGCUGUGAUCGCGGUGGUCUUCCUUAUGGCCGGGCUGUAUAAGCUCAUGGUGAGCCAAUCUCAAGCCAAGGCCAAGCCCCAGACUGACAGCGGGGAGAGUGAGUCGGACGGCUUUAGCAGGGACUCCCCUCCCCUUAACGAGCUACAGCAGAUCACAAGGACGUGACUGUUGGUUUGUGGGGCAAUACUACACGGUGAAACAUGCCAGGACCGGAAUUGAAAUGGAACUGACUCCAAAGCCGGUUAGAAUGCUAUGUGCCUGUUUCAUGGACAAAGUUUAAGAUCUUGGAUAAAGUAAAAAAAAAAAUCAAGGUCAAUGGAGAACUCCAUUGGGCUUGUUUUUCUUACUUUUGUUUUGUCGUAGUCUAGGCUAAAUCUUUGUCUGUGAAAUUGGCCUUGUGUUUUUGAUGUCUCAACUUGCUCUAGCAAAUCACAUUACGGGCCGGUUUCACAGACACAUAUUAAGCCUAGUCUAGGACUAAAACAACAAGCUUAAUGGAGUUUUCUAUUGAACUAGAUUUAAUUUUUUUCUAUACUAGGCUAAAUGCCUAGUGUCUGCGAAACCGGCCCUAGUGUUUGAUAGGAUAGCCUUAUGGGUUUAGUCCCUGUGUUGAGUUUGCCUAUAUUUAGGCAUGGUUUAUGAUUGUGACUUUCAGUUCAUUAUGGUACUCUCCGCCUACUUUACACUUUCCCUUUGUCACUUGAAAUUGCUGCCUUAAUGAUAAUGAAAGUGUCAACCAAAUCACUACUGAACCGUAUUGAUAAGCAAACGGUUACAUUGAUGGAACGCACAGCAUUUUACAAGAGCUAAUCCUGCUGGUCGGUAAUCAGUUGGAAAAGCAUGUCCUAUACAAUGUGCUGGUUGCACUCCCCCUGGGGAAGGACGGGAUAAAGGUUUCUGCCGAAUGCCAUGUAUUACUACGUGAAUUGUGCCAUUGUUAGCGAAACAUUGCACUUUUUUAAACUUGCCUAUUGAAUCAAAUGACAGCUUUAUCAGUUUUUUGAUCACCAAUGGGUUUGUUGGUCUCCAUUAAAGUGUUUCUGUAUCACAUAUCCAGAUACAAAACCAUUGAUACCCAUAUUCUACAUGGGUAAUGAAACAAAGACGCACAAUCAAAAUCAUUUGUUACAUUUUGAGUCUGUAUGUUGUAUUAUAUGCAGUGUUUCUGUAAUGAAUGUAGGCUUACCACUAAAGAACUGUUUAAGCUACUGGGGUUUUGAUUGAUGGGGGGG